Amphiprion ocellaris (clown anemonefish) is the source of this 2407-nucleotide messenger RNA. Its product is annotated as embryonic polyadenylate-binding protein-like. The record is from RefSeq and is a predicted model, not a curated record. The transcript is spliced from 17 exons. Lineage: Eukaryota; Metazoa; Chordata; Actinopteri; Pomacentridae. Bases 259 to 2223 code for a protein of 654 amino acids. Gene Ontology annotation, molecular function: RNA binding. Gene Ontology annotation, cellular component: ribonucleoprotein complex.
UUUAACAGCGGUGGACACAUUAAUUAGCCGUUAGCACUUGAUAUGCUAAUGUGGACUACUUUUCAUCGCGGAGUGUCACGUCCCUGCACGCUCCGCGUCCUCACAGCUUAAUUGAAACAGUGCUGCGCGGAGGAGACUUGCAGGUGUUCCACGGCGAUAAUUAAACCAAAACAACGUCCCGCUGCGUGGAAGUUGCUAGCAAACUGCUGAAGUGCAAAUAUCAAGUCCAACGGCGUCAGUAUAAAACUUUUACCCAGGAUGAACAGCAGUGGACCGACCUAUCCUCUGGCUUCUUUGUAUGUCGGGGACCUGCACCCUGAUGUUACAGAAGCCAUGCUUUAUCAGAAGUUUUCUCCUGCUGGACCCAUUAUUUCAAUCCGUGUGUGCCGUGACAUCAUCACCCGCAGAUCUCUGGGAUACGCCUACAUAAACUUCCAGCAACCAGCUGAUGCGGAGUGCGCCCUAGAUACGAUGAACUAUGACCUCAUCAAAGGUCGGCCAAUUCGAAUAAUGUGGUCUCAGCGUGACCCAGGACUCAGGAAAUCUGGUGUGGGUAACAUCUUUAUCAAGAACAUGGAUGAGUCCAUUGACAACAAGGCGCUUUAUGAUACCUUCUCAACCUUUGGCAAUAUUUUGUCUUGCAAGGUUGUUAGUGAUGAGAAAGGAUCCAAAGGCUACGGCUUUGUUCACUUUGAGACUCAGGAGGCUGCAAACCGGGCCAUUGAAACCAUGAAUGGGAUGCUGCUUAAUGAUAAGAAAGUUGAAGUGACAGAUAAAUGGUUGAAACCUGGCAUUGUCAACUCAGAGGCCAUGGUUCUGGGGGAAACAUGUCAGGGCCAGCCUAGUUUUGUUGGCCACUUCAAGUCACGCAAGGAGAGAGAGAUGGAGUCUGGCUCCAAAGCUUCCAAGUUCACCAACGUCUACAUCAAAAACUUUGGUGAAGACUGCACUGAUGAGACACUCAAGGACAUGUUUUCAGCAUUUGGGAGGACGCUGAGUGUGCGCGUGAUGAAGGAUGAGAAGGGUCGUUCUCGAGGAUUCGGCUUUGUAAACUAUGGCAACCAUGAAGAAGCUCAGAAGGCAGUCGAUGAAAUGAACGGAAAGGAGAUCGAUGGGAAAAUCCUCUAUGUAGGGCGAGCUCAGAAGCGUCAGGAGCGUCAGGAUGAGCUGAAGCGCAAGUUUGACCAGAUCAAGCAGGACCGCAACCAGCGCUACCAGGGUGUGAACCUGUAUGUGAAGAACUUAGACGACACCAUAGAUAAUGAGACACUCCGGAAGGAGUUUGCCCCUUACGGCACCAUCACCAGUGCCAAGGUGAUGACAGAUGGCACCCAAAGCAAAGGCUUUGGCUUCGUCUGCUUCUCUUCUGCCGAAGAAGCAACAAAAGCAGUAACUGAAAUGAACGGGAGAAUUGUAGCAAGCAAGCCGCUGUAUGUGGCUUUGGCUCAGCGGAGAGAGGAGCGCAAAGCAAUUCUUACUAACAAGUACCUGCAGAGGCUUGCUACGAUGAGAUCUAUGCCCGGUACCAUUAUCGACUCAUUCCAUCAGUCUGCAUACUACAUCACUGUCCCGCAGCCUCCCGCUCGCUCCUUCUACAACCACAGCGCUGUCAGCAACUUUAGAUCUGCCCCUCGCUGGACAGGACAACCACCGAGACCACAAGGCCCUUACUCACCCCAGUUUUCAGGUGGUUCUGUUGUACGACGUGGAUCGGCCUCCAUCACUACAGUCAGACAGGCUUCCACUCAGGCUCCACGUGUUGUAACCUCCACACAAAAGACAAACAACAUAGGCACUCAGACUGUAGGAGGGCGAACUGACAUGCCUGCUGAGUACAGGAGCAGCCAGUACAAGUAUUACUCUGCAGUGAGGAACCCUCAGCAGGUUGUUCCUGUACCCCCACCCAUGACAAGACUACAGGUUGGUCCUGCGCCUGUCAUGGAGCCACCAGCGCAUGUUCAAGGACCAGAGCCGCUCACUGCCUCAUUGCUGGCUGCAGCUCCACUCAGGGAUCAGAAACAGCUUCUUGGGGAGCGUUUGUACCCAAUGAUUCAUGCCCUCCACCCAAACCUGGCUGGAAAAAUCACUGGCAUGCUGCUGGAGAUCGACAACUCCGAGCUGCUGCACAUGCUGGAGUCGCCCGAGUCCCUGAACUCAAAGGUGGAUGAGGCAAUCGCUGUCCUACAAGCUCACCAGGCGAAGCAGUGUUCUACUAAGAAGUGAGGAGAACCUUCAGAUGACUUUCUGGAGGACGGAAAAAGUUACCAAGUGUAAAAUUUUGGAAGAAGAAAAAAAUGGAGAAAGAAAAGGUUCUGUGUGGAUUAUAUGGAUAAGAGAUUUAUGAAGAAAGCUGUUAAGUUGUUGCAAUACCUUUUGUUAGAUAAAGUUUCCAGUAUAUGCAUUAAAA